Cylicocyclus nassatus is the source of this 1079-nucleotide messenger RNA. The record is from the annotation of a GenBank genome assembly. NCBI's taxonomy places the organism in Eukaryota, Metazoa, Nematoda, Chromadorea, Rhabditida, Strongylidae.
UUUUAAUUUCCGAAUAUAUUCGGUUAUUCGAUUGUUUGAAAAAAUUCGAAUAUUUCAAAGUAUAAUGCCUCACAGUCUUUGAAAAGCAAAUCCUAAUUUGAUGCUAAAUUAUAUUUCAAUUAUCGUUGGUUGUGUGUGUGCGACUGAUUUUUAUCCACACUUGAGAUGAAGGGCAAAAAGUGGGAACGAUGCCGCACAGAUAAUAACACAAUGGACGAGUCGGCUAUAGAGGUAAGGUGGAGCAGUCCCAAGAUACCAUAUUCUUGUUGAUAAUGCGAGUGGAGCACGAUAAGGUCGUCAGGCUUUGAGUAAUGUCACAAAAUUUUAGGCCCAGGAAAGCCCUCUAACGACACCUCUGACUGGCCAAAGUAGAAAAACUGAAACACUAACUUUUAAUGAGAGCCUGGAAGUUGCGAGGGCCAUGGGAAGGUCAGUCCACGAUGAGUAUGCUCGAAGAUCUCCUGUAUUUUAAUAUCUCUCCCCUGUUGUCACCUACAUACUGUUGCAAUUGCUCCGCAAGAGGAGGCAACAUUGAGGGAUUUGGAUUUUUCCGGGAAAGAAGUGAUUAGGAAGACGGACCAAAAGUUGGGAGAUAGAUGAAAUCGUGAAUUCCUUCAGACGCAGUGUCGUGACUUUGAUGGCUUUGAUGGACCGUAAACUUGAAGAACGAGUGCUCACGAAGAUAACGUCCUUAGAACAGGAAGUAGAACAGAUGAAGUUUGCACUGCAUUUGCAUGGGCCGAAACGGAGCCAAUCCACAUAUGAAAUUUAUCGUCGCUACACUCACUCCCCAUCGUUCCUGAAUCACCAGCAGUUCACUAGCACGCCGCUGUCUCAGAAUGUGAACUCUUUGUACAAGGAGAUGGGGUUACGUCCCAUGAAUCCAGCAUAUUACAAAAGCCACGACCUCAUUUCCCACCAAAAUCCGGCAAAAUCCAGUAUGAAGAAGAAAAUUGCAAAUAAAGCAAAGGGAGGAAACUCUUCAGGGCAUGGACGUAGACAUUAGUUGUUUCAUACAAUCUACAGACUUUACUUGCAUGGUUUGGUUUUAUUGAGAUGAGAAUAAAUGUGUGUAGCUG